CAUAUGCCAAGCCCCGAGCCCAGUGGACAAGUGACGUCAAAUGACCACAAAUAUACAGCUAAAUCAAACAACACAAUUAAGCAGGACCAAACAGACCAAUUAACAAUUUGGAAAUGAAAAGCACAUUUCUAGCGACGAAAGUGCCUACAGAGGCUCCUCGAAAGUUCCUUAUUCUUCCGGCCCAGUAAGAUAUUCAUAAUCUUCAGGGAAUCUAGCUUGCGUGAGCUGUUACACCAAGGCAUUGUCACGUUUUUGAGGAGUUUUAGGCCAAGAAAAGAAUGGUAAGACGUAAAAUUUUGGUUGCACGUUAGGUUAGACACAGGCCGCCUCAAUAGGCGUACACGUGUGGGUACAAAAGCAAAUGAACAGGCAUGAGCUGUAGAAUUUUUCAGACUUUUGAUUCCGCUGACGACACCCUAUGGUGUGACCAUUCACUUUCAUCUAGCUCGAAUCCUAUUGGUACCUUUCUCCUCGCGUGUGUGCUCGUUUUCGCGCGCAUCACUUAUCCUGCGCCCCAAAUUCCUAAACAUCUUUCCCGUAGGCUUCACUUUCAUCUACCACAAUUUAUUUUUGUGUUGUGUGUUGUUCUAGUUGAAUCUGUCGACGAAUCCUGUGGAGUAACCAUUGAAAUAAAUCCUCCUUGACAGCUCUCUCACAAGGUAGCAUCUGUCCUUCAGAAUUAUACUAUAUGAAGCUUCCGAUUUAUUUUUACUGCAGGCCACACGCAAACACACGGGUCAUCAGUACUCCCUUUAACCCCUUUUAAGCCCUUCUAACUGUUCUAAAAGCGUAAACCAGUCACAAUUGGACACUGACCAUUUUCAGUGUCCAUAGAAGCCAAAACACGAAGAGACAACCUGCCGGAUCUGCUACAAAAAAAUAUAUUUCUUUGAUUUUACGUGAACAUCAGUGAAGCGAAAAAGUAUUGUUACUCUGAGUGAUAGACAUACUGUAAUUAGUACGGAUGUAAUUCUUUCCUGAUAUACGUUAAUAAUAUCGAUUUUUUUUUUUUUUUCAUCCUUUACUUCUUACAGUUGCUUCCGUAAGAGGACACUUUCCAUAUUUAUGAGCCCACAGGUAGGCCUGAUUCCGAAGGUGUCCGCUUACUGGACAUUAGCCUGACACUUCACGUUAGACUUCGUGAUCAUGGCAGACGGUUAUAAGCCCAGUGACUCGAGCAGUUCUACGUAGUCCGCUUCUUUGAAAUGAGUCUCUAACUGGUAGAAGUUAAAAACGUCGCUGUUUCAGAUGAAUUACCAGUUACUUUUUAGGACAAAAUUUUCUAACUUGAGCAUCAGCUUCCCAGUGCUGUUGGCGCAGGCUUUCUUUGGAUCAGUUUCUGAUCUCCUCACUAAAAUUCCGCUCCAGUCAGUGUCUCUGUUGCCCUGAUUGACACAUGUCAGCCAUCUUUUCGAUGAGCAACAGAAUUCUGCCGGUUCCAGCUAAUACUUUGUCAGAUACAGAAAAAUACAGAUCAUUGCCAGAACCUCACUUUAGUGGCUUUUGUGGUGGAUGACCGCUUAAGAAGAUAUUUAUUGAACAGAGUGAGGAUGCAGGAAAUCUUGUCAGUUUCUAAGAAGUUGGCCUCAAAUCAGGGUUCGUCAAACUUAAAAAAAGGCAUGAUGCCAUUAAGCAAACGCUGAAAACGGAAGUGCUAAAUGACAUCCGGUGUUUAAUAACCUCGUAUACUUGCAUUAUUUGGUGUGGAGAGUGUCGACAGCAUUGAUCUUUCAAAGAUUUCGCUAUUUCCUUUCCGGUCCUAGCGUUUUAUUCAAUAGGAAUAGAGCAGAGUGAUCUCGGGAAUAUAUACAGGGAUAUACAUGCAUUCCACGCGAGUGCGUCAAAGACGCAGUGUGACUUGGAGAUAGGCACGAAUCCAGAUUGAAGUUAUUUUUAACGCAGCGUUUUAAUUGGGCGUCGGGUUUCAGGAGAAGUGGGUGUUAAGGCAUGAAACAGUCUUCUAUCAUUUGUCAUUUAAUCAAUUAAAAACGAGUAGCUUAGUUGAUUAGUUGAGGAAUGCGAUAACUUUUCGCACCUAAGCCGCACAAUUUUUCGACUGUCUUCACGUGAACCAAAAAAAACACCAGUCGGAUAUUCUCAUUACAGGCGACGUAAAAAGGGGAUUGUCAAAAAAAUCAGUCUUGAACGCCCAAGACACUUUAAAAAGGGCCUAUCCCAUUAAAUGCAUCAUCAGUUGAAGUUUCGUUGAAUCCUCUCCAUAGGCAAUUGUCUGAAGAUACAGAGGGUGUUGAGAGAAUCCGGUCAUUGAAAGAAGAAGCCUAAAGCAAAAGUCGAUUCCUCUGCCUGCAAUAAUUUGAGGAAUUCGACUUCAAGUUGUGGAGAUACGGCAAGCCUUGGAACUUAACCCAAAUUUUCAUCUGUGGAAAAUGCUAUUUCAGACUCACAAUAUGCCUCGCAUGCUGUUUUCAUUGACGUUUUUCUUUGCAUUUUAUCUCUGCGUGGUUCACGCUGGCGAUGAUGACUACGACCCUUGCAAGGCGGGUAAGUUUCCCAAUCUUAAUUACCUCCAACCACGGCAUAUUUUGUCUUCGUACACCAUUAUUUAACCCCCUUCGUUUGCGAGCCUGUGGCAAAUCCUUAGUAAUUCAGAGGAGCAAUUUGGUAAUUGAUCGUUAUAGAAGUUCGCAGAAAAAAUAUCUGGAAAAUGUCAGACAAAUUAUGAACAAUAAUUGCAUAAUGGUUUUAAGACUAUUUUGUGUUCUACACGGUCUUAACACUACUCUAAUUGUAAUGGACCGUUUCCUUGCAAAGCCAUUGCAGCUCUGUUCGAAGCAGAUUAAUCUCAUUGAAAAGAUGUUAUCUCCCUCUUUGUAAUGAUACGGGUCGUUAAUACUCCAUCGUCAUUCCUUCUAAAGACGGCAUUGUCCAAGGAGAUAUAGCAGUAUCAGCCGAUGAGCUACUUCGCCACAGACCUAAAAGGGCCGCAACUGCUUACAAUAAGAGGCUAUGGCGAGACGGAGUGGUCCCGUUUACAAUCGACCAAUCCUAUACAGGUUAGUGUAGUAAAAUUUAUUGUUCUGUUGUUUUUAACCUUUCUGUCCAAAUAAUGUUACAGAAGCAAAAUCCCAUUGACAAGUAAGCUUAUUUUCCAAGUGAAUUUCGAUUUUCAUACUACUGUAGCUUUCUAACGUUAUUAUCUACGGACCUCAGUUAUCUUCAACUUGCAUGGUUCAAUGUUUGUUUCAUUUUUUUUCUUGUAAACAAUCGAAACUUGAAGCCUGCAUUUCUUCGCACAGAUCAACAGAAAUCAGUUGAUCGUAAUUUUAUUAUCAUUAAAAAAUGCGCUCUCAUCACCUUCGCGACAUUUUCAGCUUUUCAUUAUCAAAUAUAUAUCAACGAGCGCAUGAUCGUGCCGACGCACUGGAGGAUAACUUAGUAUCAAACCUGGGUAAACGGUUCUCAGCAGUGCUGAAAAAUUCUUCCGUUAUCAAAUUGCUUGUGUCGAUCAGAUAGCAGAUGGAAAUUUUUGUUUUGCUGAAAACAUAAUUAAUAGUUUAACUUUGAUAACAGAGUAGUAUAUCGAUUACAUGGCACGUUUUAUGGCACAUGUACUCAUAUUUUAAAAGCAUUUUCACGCUUCUUGGCCAUUUCAAGGGUUUUCAUUGUCAUGCCGGAUUAAACACGCACAUCUUUUUUGUUUAUUUAAAUUGAGUACUCUACCUAAUCAACUAUUACAGAGGUGAAGCCCUGUAACUAGAACGUAAACAACAAAUGUCGUUGAUUUCAGUCAUUUAGUGUGAAGGUCUAUUUGAAUGUGUCAUUUUUCCCACCUUUACCCUUAAAAUCAAACACAGAAACACCAAAGAAAACAGAAUUCGAUGCCAUUAACAGAAGGUUCCAAACACAAUUUUAACCAUUUCCUUUAGUUUAUUCCUGUUACUCGACAUUCAUUGGCUCAGCUGGAUUUGUCCUUUCGUAUGCUGAGGAAGGGAGGGGGGAAUUCGUCAAGAGAAUUCCACUACUAAUUAUAACUGUCCAGCCAUCUGUUUCUAAAUAAUAUGAACGGAAGUAAUGGAGUCAUAGUGAAAUCUCUCCAGCUUACUUUAUUUUCAAACCGACCGGUUUGGUCCACCACUUCAGGCUUUAGGAAGCGCCCUAAGGGUGAUAUUGCGACAUUGAACGUGCAGGAUGUGGUAUUUUUUCGUUGGGUCGAUUUUUUCGGAGUUGCACUUGCGGUAAUUGCCUAUUCUUCUCUUCGGUAUUGCGAUGUUCCGGACCCCUCAAUAUUCUCUCAAUACUCGCGCUGAACACGAGAUAUCAGAAACUCAAAAAAUAUUUUGUGAAAUCGUUUGUUAAAAGGUUUUAGCAAGGAAGUGGUAAAAGUGAAACCCGAAACAAUUUUGACUUAGCCCUCACGUAAUUUUUUUUAGGCUUUUUAAUUAGGUUUGACACCUUCAGAAACACUUCAUUUUUCUCCAUUUCCUAGAAGGCUUUUAAAAGGAGGAAUUUAGAAAGUGUUCCGUGAAAGAAUUUUUAAAUUUGAUAAUUUCUUUUAAAUUGAUCUAAACAAAUUUUAUUGGCUGUUGAUCACUGUGGCGCGUGCAUAUAAAGAGUUAUAAAUAUUUAUGGUUACAAAAAUGGAUUGACCUUGGUUCACCUAAACUAAAAAAAAGACGGAAUACCAAACUCGGUAAAAAGGAAAUAUUGCUUGCAGUUGUGCUUAUUUGAAAUCCGGUCUUUUUUUGAGGAAGAGAAAAAACAAAUGGUCCGCUGUUUUUGAGGAAAAUGAUGACCCGAUAAAAGAGGGGUAUCCGCAUUUGCUGCUUCCAGUUCAUUGGAUAUUGAUAUCAUAGCCGUUCAAUACAACAUCGCGAAGCUGAAAUCACGAAUGAGGCCAAAUGUUUACAAUAAAAACAGCAUUUUUGUUUCUUUUCGUAGGGAUAAACAUAGUAAUCUGAACUUCAUCGGAUUUUAGACUGAUAAGCUUCUUAUUCAGGUCUUUAUUGAGCUGCCCUUAAGUUAUGCAAUUAUUCAUAGUCCAGUGUCCUCUUCCCUUUCUUGGGGGUGGCCUGUCUUCUUCUCUGUCUUCUUCUUCUUCUUCUUCUUCUUCUUCUUCUUCUUCUUCUUCUUCUUCUUCUUCUUCUUCUUCUUCUUCUUCUUAUUUUACUUCUUCUUCUUCUUUACCUCCUCCUCCUGCUCUUUCGUUGAACGAAACAGCUGUCUAUGGCUGUAGCCCUGAGGCCCCGUCGAUGUCUUGCCAAAUAUGAAAUUCAUAUAUUCGUUAUUUCAUCAUCAUCCUUUCCCGGGUAUAUUACGAACCAAAAUGAUGACCAUCUCCCAGUUAGCUUGCUAGCUCAGUUGGUUAGAGCGCUGCGCCGGUACCACAGCGCGAGGUCAGGAUUCGAAAAGGCCCAGCAAGCUAAAAUUUCUUUCUGCAACAGCAUAAGUUGGGUCUCUAACUGUGAUCAUCUUCUUUACAUUUAUUAACCUAAUUGUCGGCCUCGUUUCCUAUUCGUCAUUCUUUUAGAAUGAUAAGAACCCGUGUAGAAUCCUAGUAUACAUACAGCAUUUUCAUUUGUGGUCUUUUGAUUACAUUGCUGUCAGUUUCAUAUGUCUAACGGCCGCCACAUUCUUCUGUGCUUGACAGCACGCCCGAGCUGGGCCAAUUCGCCUAAAGAACUGAAAUUCAUCAUGGAAACAAAAAUUAUAAGCACUGGGUGAAUAGUCGAAACUGCUUCACUUUGGUGUAAUUUACAGUACGUGUGGUUUUGUUUCGCGCCCAUUUGGUUGGGAAUUCCUUGCAUGCAGUGUGUCAGUCUUCUUCCGUAAACGUUAUGGCAAAGACGCAUAUUUGACUAGUCAAGGGCUCGCAAGGCCGUUCAUGAACCCUGCCCCUUUUUAUCGUAAAGUUCUGCUUUAAUUGGUUCAAUUCGGUGCUGCGUUAACACUCAAGCUAGUGGCCUGAAGAAGACUUUAUUACUCUGUUAUUUCUAUCGAUAGAGAACGAACUCCUAAAACAGACUUUGGUGAGAUUUAUGGCCUGAAAACAUUAAAUGAAGGGACGAAUCUGGGAACACUUGAAUGCCUGGCAUUUCCACAUAUUUUGGAGGGUGAACGGUAUGACUUGCCAAGAAAGACAUAGAAAGCCUCUGAUCGAGAUUUUUCGAACGCCCUCCCUAAUCCUACAAUCUUAUAGGUUAGUUGCAAACUAAUUGUCCGUUAAAUUUUUUGCCCGACCUUUUUAUCGAGUGGUGGUCUGCUAAAAACCGUUUUAGACUCCUUUAAAGCUAAUGACUUAAGCAGUGAAGAGACGGGACGCUAUUUGCUCGCUUCCGACGGAAACGUGAAGAAAUUUCUCCUGUACACGUGACUUCCGCAGGUCUACUUACUUGCUGUAUAAUUGACUACUGAUUAAUUUCGGACAAGGUUAACUUCACCCCACCUCUUGCGAAAAGGCGGGCUAUGCCCCUGCUAAACCAUUAUAGUUCCUUAUUCUUUGUUUGACGAAAUUCAUUUUAAAAGUUUCCUUAGUUAAAUACGAUGAGAGAUACUGAGUACUUAAAAAUACCGUGACUUAGACCUAGUAACUGAACCUCCAAAGUGUAAUUAUAAGAGGGUUAGUGUAGCAUGCUGGGCUACUGAAACAACUAGAUUCCUUUUCCAGCCUGCUCUAUAAAUAUGCCUUCUUAACAGCGGUCAUAAUAAACAAUGUCUUAUUAGGAUUGGCCAAAUUGAAAAAAAGAAUUUUGCUGUUUAACACUUGCUUAACUCACAUUAAAUUUCAGACAAUUUAGAUGUUCAAAAGUAAAAAUGGCAGCUGUAGUAAACAUUUUUUAAAAAACUUUGGCAAUACUGUAUAUAACGAAGGUUCGAGAUCUCACUUGUUCCCUCUUAUUGGCCUUUUAGGCGUUGCUGUUGCCAUCUCAUCUUCUUACUCCUAACAGUCUCCUAGGCAUCGUUUAAUAAAGACAUAAUGUUUUUCUCUUGUGGUCCUGACCUCAUCGCAGAAACUUAAGUUACAAAAUAAGCGACGAAAAGAAUAAAAUUUUCUCUUGGCUACACAGCAAUCUACAAGCAUUGAACCUUCUAAUUCGUCCUCACAUUUGAGGGCCAAGGUCAUUGUAACAACGCGUUCGUGGCAUUUCCUGGGGCACUUUUCUUUCACAUGUAAAAAUCAACUCUAGCCCGACUGCAAGGAAAAAACUGGAAGAAGAAAAUAACAAUGAAACUUCAAGCUGAACAAGCAAUUAUUUCUUUCUAUGUAUACCUCCAAGGAAAAGCUAUUUAUUUUUAAGGAGUUUACUUAUGAUGUUGCAGUAGCCUUUUGACCAUAUCAAUUUAUUCUUUAUCACUGAUAUUAAUUAAGAUUGGCUCCAUCCAGCGCUCCGUUCUCGAAACAUCGGAUGAAAUAAACCGUACUCAUUAUCUAAGGUAGCGUUAACUUCGGCUUUCCUCCUUCAAUAAUUUCCUGAUUAUCUAUUUAACAACAAGUCAAUUACUAAAACAAAUAAAACUAAUCCUAAGAGGAAUUUCCUAUGUACAUGUAUCUAAAAGACUGUUUAUUUAAAUACGAUUUAAAUCCCAAAUAUUCAAGGCUAGACUGAUUAGCCGGUUUGCUUGGGAUUAAAAGGUUUACUGAUUAUAGAUUUGACUAAAUACAGGGGACGGGCGGAUCUAGGGGGAGGAUUCAGGGGGUGCGCAACCGCCCCCUUCCCCACCCCACCUCUAAGAAGUUUGUAAUUUUAUUUAUUUGGAAAUAGUUGAUAUACUUUUUAUUGUAUAAGACUCCAGACAAAUAAAACAUGUAUGUAUGUAUGUAUGUAUUUAUGUAUGAUGAUUGAUGACCUGCGGCUUUCUUAUGCAACUGUUAUUCUGCAAAAAAAAUCUUUGUGGUUUAUUGGUGUUGAAGUAAAAAAUGAGACGAAGUUGAUACUGAGUUGAUAUGUUGAUAUGUAUUCUCAGCAGUUCACAUUAUUUUAUUGCCAAGUCAAAAGCCUCCUUCUUCGUAUUCGCUUUUAAAAUUUGUUUACGUCACCAGUCGGUUACGCCAUUCCUUUAUGGGCAUCCCCCCAACAAAAAUCCUGAACUAACCAACCUAUAUUUUUUCAAAGGGGCUGUGAUCACGGCUAGCUACAAUAGUUCAUUUGGCCAAUGACCUGUCCUUAUUCGCUAUGAAACUUGAAAAAUUGCUUCUGAAUUACAAAACCACAGCUUCGUGUCAAGCAAAUAUGUCUUCCAAGGCAUCAUUUCAAACGUUUCAAACAACAAAAUUGAACCUUGAAAAACUGUUAGGCUAACACGUUUUCAAAAACCACAAUUGUAAUCCAUUUCAAUCUUCUUCAAGUUUGUUCAUCCGUGUCUCUUUUUGUACUUUUAAAUUCUUCUAAGAUUUUCAGUAUUUUUUAUGUUUCACUCAAUUUGGUGACAGUUCUCAUUGGUUUCUCUUUUUUUAAAUCAUAAUUUUGAUAAAUUCGUGAAACAGCUCCUUUAAGCUAUUGACGGAAAAUAGCGAUCCGGCCUUGCCAGACCCUUGCCAGUUUUCUUAGCUGGAGCUAUAAAGACUGAUCAAGGCCAAAAAACCCUCUAGGUAGAAUUCGUUUUUUUACUGUACAGUGAAUUUUGACACCCUUUAACUUUAUUUGUUAAGUUAAGGCCCGGUUCAGACGCCGACUUUUCAUGAGCAGAACCUAAUUCGAAUUAAGGCCGACCCAAAUUAUUUAGACCGGCUGAACUGAACCAAGUUAAAAGGCGGAAAUGCUCAUUUCGAUCAAACUGCUUACAAAAUAGGUUAUAAUAAUUUAUGCAUUAGGUUCGGUACAUGAAAAGUUCGGCGUCUGAAUCAAAGCCGUUCCAAAGUCGCUCCCAAAGCGAAAUUCCCGGCCGGGCUAGGCGAAAAGAACGGCUGAGCAGUUCCAAAUUAAAACAGGCGUUCCUAAUUGAUUGAGACGCCGAACUUUUCAUGAACUUAAUUCAACGUAUUAGGUUCGGCUCAUGAAAAUUUCGGCGUCUGAAUCGGGCCUAAGUCACAGUUAAUUAAGAAGAUAUCGCGCCAAACAGAGUCUUGAUGCCUUAGGUUACUUCCCGGGGGUUACUUAAACAAAAGAAGCAAGAAUAUCUCAAAGAUGAAAGUCAUCUAUUUUGAAUUAAUUCUUUUAGAGCCGAAAUGCUAUAAAAAGGUGUUUUUUUUUCCUUAAAACUGCUUUAAGUUGGAUUUUUGGAUUAGUAUUUCAAAGUACUUAAUCCAAUAUUCAAGCCUAUAAACUCGAGCUCCUUUUCAUCGACUUUAAUGCCGUCUGCAAUGUAACGGUAUUUCAAAGGUAUAUAUCGUCUCGACAUCGUCUGAUCAUUUUUAACCGAGCUCUCUCAGAAUCCGCUUACAGUAUUUAAAACAUCUUAAAUCAACACUUAACAUUCUUCCAGCAGAACCGUUGGCGACGAAGCCGCGCGUGUAGCUCCAUUAUUAUUGCGGCUAUACAGUCUAACUGAAAAACAACAAUGGAAUGAAGUCAGUCUAUGGAAAACGCGCGAUAAAUCCUGCUACCUAACUCUAUAUCAACAAAGUUAGUGUCCCUUUUUUAAGAGAUGCGUGGUUGGCAAUAACAGAAAGGUUAACGGAAUCAUGUUUACGGCAAACGGCACUCGUCAAAUUCAAUUCGAUGAUUAUUGAAAACAGAUAGAUACGUAUUUAUUAUUAUUAAAUAUUGUUAUGCGGUCGUAUUUUAUAUUGUACCAAAAAAACCCGAUGAGUUUUUUACGGUGUUAAAAUAAAGAUUUAAGAUUCGAGAUUUAAAGAUUUGAGGAAAUGAACAGAUAAAAACUGUACAGACCGAUUAUUAUGGUGAAACUGGCGUGAAACUACUAUUUUUUUUCGCAAAGAGAUAAUUAACAGUAAACGCGCGAUGGGUAAAGGGUCACGUGGUACAAAUUGGCGUUCGCAGUAAACGCGAUUCUAAUUGUUUCUAAUGGAGACUAACUAAAUUAAAUAACGUGUAGAGGGCCAACCUUGCAUCAUAAGAUAUAUAUAACUCAUUAUGACUAUGCAGGAAUCCAGAACUUACUACACGUAUACCUAAUUCAUCUGUUAGGCCAGUGGCCCAUAACUGGCUCGGCGUUUGAACCCGACAUGCGCAGUUUCCUGAGUCAGAAGAGGCUGUACUGGUAAAGAGUUUUGUAAACAAAAUGCCGUCAAACCCCUAUAAAAUGAAACUCCAGUAUACUCCAGUAUUGUUCGGCUUCAAUAAUGCCAACAUGUAUGGGACUGGAGCCUGCAAUAGCUUAGCCUGUACAAGGGUGUUUCUAGGGCCUUAAGGCUGGUUUGGGGAGCGUGAUCGAAGCGCUGAAACAUGCGAGAGGAGGGAAAAGAGAAAAAUAACUAGUAGGUUUUUUCUUUAGCUGUGAUCCAUGCAGGCUAGUAAUAACGUUUUCACGUUAUAACGAACGUUAUUCCAGUAGGGACUCAGGUAUUUUCGAGAUAUUUAAGACUGGUAUCAGUUGGGAUAUUCGUAACAGUUUUCCUGUUCUUUCCUCUUGAACUAGUCGGUUAUGUAAUUGGUAUUUUAAGGCUGCUUUAAAUCCAGUUAAGCUUAUCCUCCUAAUUUGUUUGUAAUCUGCGCUUACCGACAAGCUAUCGUCAAUGAUUGAGAAGAAUUUGGCGGCAUUUUAUUUUUGUCUCGUCAAAUUCUUUCACGAAGAUUAAUUAUCCGUGAUGACGUAUUGCAUUCACAAAGGAUAUCAUUUGCUGGGCUUUUGAUGUGUUUAACUUUCAAUUUCCGCAAUGGUAUACUGUUCGUAGACAAAAUAAAUUCAUUCCUUUCUCGUGGAAUCCAGUGAGGAAAAUCGUUUUUUGUAUAAGCUACAGCUUUUAUCAAAAUAACAUUGUUGCAGCGAUCCCUUGGCAGAUAACUCCACUCAUAAAUUGUUUCGGGGACUGAGCUGAAGCUAAGGUCAGCUUUCACUUCGUUUUAGUGCCACGGAAUUCCACUGAUAAACUAUAUGUUCAACACUUGCAUGGCCGAAAUAAAUGGCAUUACAGGAAAGAUCGGAAGCACAAAAACUUGGCAUAUAGGUUAUUUUCUACCUGGAAUUCGCUCCCCCUACAUGGCGUUAUUUUUUUCCAAAAUUUUUUUUUGUUUCAACCUUUGUUUUUAUAAGGGCGUGAUCAAGCUCACAUUGACCUUGCAAUUCUAAAAGCUUUGUAUCUUUCCUCGUAGCUAAUAAAAGCAUGUUUAAGAACUUUCCUGGCCCGCGCGUGCAAAUGAGUGCACAUGAUUGAAACUCACCCCACGUAUGUCUGUAAUUUGUAUGUUUAAUCAAAUGGUGACGAGUGAAAAAGACUCAGGAAAUUAUCAGAAUUUGCACAAAACGUGAGUGAAAUUAUUUCCCAAUAAAAAGGAGAAACCAGCAUUGUACACAAGGGUUUGUGUUUUUACAUGUGGUUUUUUUCGAAGAACGCACACUCUCAUUGGUUACUUCGAGGUCACAUGACAUCUAUCAAUGAAACUGUUUCAGCCUAAAUCUCCGAGCGGGGCAACAUUGCAAAAUCCAUGACGUCAGAGGAUACCGCGAAUGUUGGCCGGUGACCGCCGUUACAGCGAGGUUUCAGUAACGAAUUUCCAGCUUCAAAAUUUCGAACUAUAUAUAUAACAAAACACUUAACGACUGGUCCCUCGUAGACUGCGAGUAGCCUCUCUUUUUCAUCAGAUUUAGUAAGGGGAGUGCACGCGCGCGAGCGUUUAGCGGUGAAGCCGCGAGACGCGAGAAACGAGGGCGGCAGCCCGAGAAGAAAAAAUAGAGUAUCUCUUUUAUUGUGCCUCUCCCGUCUCGCGCCUUCAGUCACGCGCGUGAUCAUUUUUAAGUCUCGGGCGUUUUGGUCGACGGACCAAGAAAAAAGAGAGGCUGCUCUUAGUCUAGGUCCCUCGAGAAACAGUUAAUUUUUGUUUCUCUCGAAUGUCGAUGUUUCCCGAGGCGGAGCCAAGGGUAACGUUGAGACUCUAAUUUUUCUCAAAAACGUUAAGUGAUAAGCGUUUUUACUUUUCAGGUGACCAGAAAGCCACUCUUAUUCAGGCAAUGCGCCACUGGGAAAACUUUACAUGUUUAUCAUUUAUUGAACGAACAACAGAGAAGGACUAUGUCUUUUUUCACAAAGGUCGCUGCGGGUGAGUAAUGGGAUAGUCAGAGUAUACAGUCUUGGAAAGUGCAACACAGAUUGAAAACCGUAAACUGAAGCUUAACAGCGCCCCUGCCCCUCCCCUCCCAACUUAUAAGCCCUCCAAGUUAUAGCCCAUCUACCUGUAGCCUGUGUACAGAAACCCUUCCCUCCUCCCCUCAGGAAAAACCCCUUCCCCGAUUUUUUCUUAAGGGGAGGGGGGGGUCUGUACAGAGGCUAAUCUACUUGUAAACCAAAAAAUACAUCCGAUUAUAAGCCCCCUCGUAUUAAUUGAAGCCCCGCUUAUUUAUGAAGUUUUGAAGCUUAAUCAAAAAACAAGUAAAUGCAAAACGUAUUUUGAUCAUCGCUGCUAUAGUUUGUUUCAAAGCGCUUUUUCCAUUCCGGUUAUAAGCCCUCCUAGUGAAACCUCUUAUGAAGAUGUAUAAGCUGCAGUUUCCAGUAUAACUCUUUAAGAUCAUUUAUGCAUUGAAUUUGAUCAAUGUCCACCCAAUUUCUUCAAUUUCCUGACAUGGUAAACGUCAUAUAUUAUUCUCACUGGCGGAGAAACACGCACAAAAGUCUAAAUAAGCAUCAAUGCACUUCCUGCCAUUCUCAGCGUUGCCCCGGAGAAUACAAGGCCACACCCACAGAUCAUGUUCCUCCUUUUAAAGGGCAGCCUCAGGUUGAUUAUUUAAGUUUAGGUCUCGGCACCUUCGAAAGCAGUUCUCGCCCCACCCUCCUCACCGCUGCAAUAGGGCAUACCUCAUAUUCUCUCCUGGUGUACAGACUCGCAAAGCCUCGGGCCGAUUCUCCUAUAUCUUAUGCACUUAGACUCAUUUAGCUUUGUGAGCGGGUGUUCCGCGUGAGAAUAUAUUGCAAACACCAUCAAUUUAUUUCGUAAACAGGUGUUGCUCGUAUGUUGGACGGAAGGGAAAUGGACGUCAGGGAAUUUCCAUAGGGAAGAACUGUGACAAAUUUGGAAUCGUAAUUCAUGAGAUUGGUCACACAGUUGGCUUCUGGCACGAACAUACGCGACCUGACAGAGGACAAUAUGUCACUAUUAUCAGGGACAACAUUAAGAAAGGUGAUCUCUUUGUUGGUCACUUUGAUCCUCUUCAAAACUACCUUUGAUUUUUCUUUUUUGUAUAUCUAGCCACUAGAAUGCUGUUUUCAGAGUCAUUUUUGAGACACAAAAACGUGCUAUGGAUUUCCAUGUUCUCGUGUUUUUCUUUUCCACGCUAUAUGCAUUGAUUUACUAGGCAACUGUUCGCCAAACCCGAAAUUCUUCAGACGACUUUGCUUGCUUUAUUGCCACGUUUUUUUUUAACAAAAAGACGAUUACCAAUCGGCUUGAAAACGAGCUCUCCAGGCAAAAUACCGAGCCAGGGUUCAUGUCAAAAGCAUCAAGAGAGAAGAAAUCGUUAUGUCCCAUUACCAUGCUAGCAAAAUUUCACAACAAUACACACAAUAAGGAGCUUAAGCAACGACGACGGCGUUGUCAACGAGAACGGCAGAAAAGCAUUAGGUUUACAUGUAUAUUAACAAAACAACAACUUUACACGUGCAGCAAGCUUUUUUGUACAUUUCUUAGCCGUCGUUGCACGACUUCGACAUGAAACUUCCUAAUUUUUACCCGCCCGCGGUAUGGAGUAGGUAAAUACAACACGAAAAUUUUCCUCUUUUUUUUCUAAACUUAGAUACGGUCCUUUCGUAUUCAAUCCCAGAACAUUUCACCAACAUUUGACAGAUUGGAUUAAAAUGAAUAAGAUCGAUGAAGUUUGAAACAGUGCGAAAUCACUUUUAAAGUAACGUUUGCGGUUUGUUGUCAUCCAGAAAUUUUGCUACCAUGGUAACGUGACGUAACGACUUCUCCUCUCUAUUGGCUCGUAAAUUAUCUACUGUUAGGAACACUUACUAUGAAUACUUCUUCGGAUAUAUACAGCUAGAAAGUACUGUAUCCCUUGGGAAACAAAAGAGUUGAUCAAACCAAAUCGACAAACAAAUUGAGAUCGUACACCCUCUUUUGGAGAAGAUUUUAGAUAACAAGUGCUGUAAUUGCAAACACUGGCUAAAUCGGAUACCAAAUCUGUUGCUUAAGUUACCACUAUAAAAUUUACAUUAGACGUGUCCUUCAGUGCUAUUAAGCUGAUUUAGCAACACAACGAGAACGUCAGUUGACGACGGCGCGCGCAAAUCAGACAACUGGUUUGACCAAUAGCAGAGCAGCAAGUUGGGCACCGGAAGUCGCGUUCAGUCCUUUCCGCGCGCUAUCCCGUCGUCAUCUGACGUUCUCGUUGUGUUGCUAAAUCUGUUGCUAAAUUUUGUUUGCGGCAAAUGAUUCUUACAAGUCAGCUUGUUUCUGCCUGACUUUUUCAAAAGAUCUUUAAUUUCCUUGUUUGCUUGUUAGGCGAGGAACACAACUUCCUUCAACUGAGUUCAACAGAAAUCAACUCGAGAAACGAGCCUUAUGAUUAUGGAUCCAUCAUGCACUACGGGAAGAGUACGUUUGCAAAAGAAGUCAAUAAAGUCACUAUUUUACCCAAAAGUGAUCCAAGAACAUCAUUUAUUCCUGACAUUGGACAAAGAGACCGUCUUAGUGCAGGCGACAUUAGACAGAUAUCUAAGAUGUACCGCUGUACAGGUAGGAAAAUGUUCUCAAAAGUCUCGCCUUAACCCUUUAAACCCUAAGAUCAAAAUGAGAAUUCUCCUUUGUUGCCUCUAUUCAUUUCCUACAGAAGUAGUGGGGAGAAGUUGAAAAAAAAUCAAACAGAUUUAUCUUGUGUGAUCAUGUCCGUCAUUCUCAUGACCACUCUGUUUUACAAAGCAUUGAUAUUACAAGGAGAAAUUUGAUGCUGAUCACUCUUAGGGCUUAAAGGGUUAAACCACUGUCACAUAGAGUCACAGUUAUUCAAUACUGUUCCAAAGCUGUAUGUUUUUCCGUUUAAUUGUAAUUUAUUGUCACAUCAAUUCCGGAAUAAACCUUAUUGACUUCGUUUCAUAGUAGCCUCAAUUCGAAUCACGUAACGGUAAUCAAGGGAGAAAAGUUUAAUCUCUCAAAACGGAUACCUCUUCCGCUAGUUCAAGACGGAAAGAAAUACAUUUAUCGAAGAACCUCGCGAGGCUCAGCGGGGGAUAAAUAGAGUAAAUUGGGUAAAUGGGCCACACCCUUUUCUUUGACCCCUAAUAAGGCAAAUACUUUUCUUAGACAGACAUUUAAGUGCCACAAAAGGUCAUAUUCAUUUUCAAUUGUCUUUAUCGACAGAAAUCUUCCAGCCAAGAAUGUCACGUGAUCUACAAAGAGCAAUAAGCUUUUAGAGCCAAUGAGGUCAAUUAUCAUACCAUAUCUUUUUCUGGCUAGUGUCACUUGUCACGCAUAUUUAUUACUUUUAUCUUCAGAAUGUGGAAGAACACUCCAUGAGCACUCUGGUACAUUUACAUCGCCUGGUUUUCCUAACAGUGGAAAGUAUAAAUUCUGCGAUUGGCGUAUUUCUGUGACACCAGGCCAGCGUAUAUCUCUGAAUUUUACCGCAUUUGGUCUCAAGCGAUCUGCUAAAUGCAAAGAUGAAUACGUGGAGGUAAGAGACGGUCAUUCAAGAACGGCACCUCUGAUUGGCAAGUUCUGUGGGAAAAAAGAUCCACCUCCUUUAAUGUCUACAGGAAGCAGACUGUGGAUAAGAUAUUCUUCUGGUGAUGCUGAGACUAGGCAAGGUUUCAAAGCAAGUUAUAAAGGUACGUCAUGUAAGAAUCACAGGCAAUUCGCCAAUUAAGGAACGAGAACGAAAACUGGGCUUAGUUAACUUUCUUUUUUAGUACAAUGAAUGCAGAUCGGCGAAUUUGGCGAUUUUCGAACCAAAACGGCUAGGCAGCAAGAAAUUUUUAAGUUAUUCUGUUGGGAUUUAUUUGCGUCAUGAACAAAGCCCACCGCUUUUUCUUUUUAGGAAUUUCUGAUGAAAUAAAUAAAUGAAAUGAUAUGAGUGGAGAGAAAAACACAGAAAAAAUUGAAUUCUAGAUUGGAAUUGAGCCCACGACCUUCCGGACACCAGUCGGGUGCUCUAACCACUGAACUACUGAGAACUAAGUGGUGAGCAGGUCAAUUAUGGGCUGACAUAACUGCCGCAUCGCGCAGUCACAUUGUCAAGUGAACACACAAUAUUGACUGCAUCACACAGUCACGUAAAUACUCUAUGAGCUCUCUACUAGAUUGUUGCUCUCUACGAUAGUUUGCUCCUGUUUUUUCAUUGAAAAAAACUCUCAACCUCGAGGCCCAUUUUAUAGACGUAAUAGUCUAGACCCUUGUGAUAUUUAAGAAAGGAAAGGAGACUGAGGCCUAACCUCUGGAAAUUAUUCCGACUUUUUGCAGCGGUUUGUGGCGGGCCAAUAUCCGGUCGACAGGGUACCAUUCAAUCACCUUACUACCCUGAGUGGUAUCCGCCAAACACGAAAUGUACUUGGACAAUUUCCCUGCCACAGGUAUGUAAUGCGUAAUAAUGGGGGAUUUAGGCCAAAAAAUAUAUAUAUAUAAUUAAAGAAAUCUCUAUUGAAAAUGUCAGUGGAGGGGCCCCCGGGGCCCACCCCCCUUCUUUUUAGACCAAAAUGAGGCCUAAGGGCCGAAAAAAAAGUUUUCGGAGACCGCUCCUACCCCCGAAUUUUUCUCAGAGUCUGGAUGAUCGGUUGGAUUUUUGAUGCCAGCUGGUGUAGAAUAGGGUAGCAAAAUUACAGCUGACUAUGGUCUAGUAUACGGUAAAGGUCCCAUGGCCCUCUGGGCUCACAUAAUUAACUCCUCCUGUGCCAAGCCAUAAUUAAAACUUUUUCCUCCCCUAACACUGUUGGUUCUUCAAACAUGAUGUUCCGGUUAUGGGCAGCUAGUCUUCGCUAGCCAUGAUCAUACAAUUCGGGAGGAUGCGAAGCCAGGUGGAAGUGUAAAUCAGGGGUCAUUUUUUUCUGUUUUUGUAAUACCCGCUCUGACCAUUGGUCCGAAAUUUCCUCUUUGUAGUAUCGACUUCAAUGGUAAUGAGAGACGGGACCAUACAAAAUAGUCACACAGUAUUCUCUAUUUUUUUUCUUUAGCAUUUUAGGGUAGGGAUACGCUUCAAUGCGUUUGAUAUCGAAAGUCACCACAAAUGCCUGUAUGAUUACCUCCAAAUCUACGAUGGACCUGACGUAUCAUCUCCAGUCUUAGGAAGAUUCUGCGGAAAAUCUCUUCCCAACGAGCUAAAGAGUAACUCUAGUCAACUAACUAUUCAAUUCGCCUCUGAUGGAACUGUCAUGAAACCUGGAUUUUAUUUGGAAUUUUUCUCAGGUACUGCUUUUUGUCGCCCCAUAUAAGGUAAUCUAGGGUGCUUACCAUUGACAGAAAAAUCCGGUUGGGGUGUCGAAAGCAUAAUGGUAAGCGAUUUUCUAGUUUACGGCAGAAUUGCCACAUCCGUUACGGUUUGAAUCCAAAAAAGGGGCGAAUUUGUGUAGCGCGAGUCUAAAACCGAGAAGGAACCGAAAAGUGGUAAAUGGUAAGAAACAUUCCGUUUGGUUCGUACCAACCAGAAUGAACGGACUACCUCAAAACGUACUCCUCAAUUUUCGGUUGGAAUUUCCGAAAAGUGAACUUACCAUUUACCUUCCAUCCGGAAUUUCCGAAAUUUUAUGUCAAAUGGUAAGCACCCCUGGAUUAAUCCGGACUUCUGGACUUUGGAAUCAGUAAUUCAGCUCAAGGAAUCAGGACUCCACUAACGAUUGGAAUCCGGAAUUUAAGCUCCACUGAUUAGGAAACUAUAAUCCUGUACCUGGAAUCCAGAAUCCAAGAAUGUCUUGGUCUACUUUACAUGAGGCAAUUUUCUUCUUUUUUGUGUGUGUCUGUUUAGUUUGUUGGCUUGUUUCUGUUUGAACUUUACGUUAAAGCAAUACAAUUUAAGGACCGGGAAGAUAUCGAGCAAGAAGGCCUAUCUGGCAAUCAGCAAAGAAACUAUUUCUUUGUUGUUGACAAGACAGUACUCUAGUAUUCUAAAGAAGAGGAGCAAGCGUAUAUGAGUGAACAGAGCGCUGGACAAGCGGGAGUUCUCGGACUACUUUCCGCUCUAAUCACUAAAAUUAGUUAUUUCUCGGCUUUCCCCUAGUUCAAGCGUUGGCCAACUCUCGCUACAGUUUGCCUUCUGCCUCAUGCUUAACUUUGUUUUGUUCAUUCAGUUUUGGUUUACUUAUUCCAAUCGUUUGCUCGGCCCCUUUAAGCUUGUGUUAUGAACAGUGCCGUGGAAAAAUGAAGAUUUUUUCAGGUUGUCUCGCCAGUGCUUCUAUCACUAUCAUCUCGCUUCUUACGCCAGGUGUCUAUUUCCUCUUUUAGAGAUUAAUGAAUGCAGAAAAAACAAUGGCGGAUGUCAGCAAAUUUGCGAGGAUACCCUUGGUGGAUACCGCUGUGCAUGUAGGCCUGGUUAUGAACUCAGAUCGAACAACAAAGACUGUGAAGGUGAGACAGAGAGAGAGAAAGAGAGACAGAGAGUAACCUACGUUGAAAAAUAACAUAUACUUAUUCAAUUAUUUACAACAUUAAAAGAACACAGGGUUGGAGUAGCACGAAAGUGAUAUAACAAAAAAAAUGAAGCUUAGUAAUAAUAAUGAUAAUGAUCUGGAACUGCGGAUGUGUAUCUGUCAUCCCUAUCGUAACUGGAGCUUUUGGGAUUGUACGUAAACACCUAAGGAUGUGGAUAAGCAUGCUGGGAACACCUGGGAUCAUUGCAUUGCUCCAGAAAGCUUGUUUGUCGGGAAUAGCUAAGAUCCUAACAAGGACCCUAGACACUUAAGGCUAUAGGAGAUAGCUUGAUGCUUCGGGGAAUAAGGCCACCUAUAGGUGUCAGACAUGCACAUAAUAAUAAUAAUAGCAAUAAUGAUAAUAAGUAAUAAUGAUAAUAGUAAUGAUAACGAUUUUCGAGGUAGAACAUCCACACAGUGGCUCUUCGUGUACCUGAUUCCUCGUCGGUUCUCAAAAACCAAAUACGUACCCACAAAUCCUUAGAUCUACUAAGACCUAGAACCUUCUCACUCUCAAAAACUAAGGUUUUGUCAUCCCAAGAGGAGUUUAGGUGAUGUAGUUGUAAGACUCCCCGGGCUACCCUGUCUAUCAAAAAAUCUAUCUAAAAAAAAUGUCAAAGUAAGAAUGAGACCGAGAGUGUUUUAUAGAGGAGAGAGGAGAGGAGUAUAUAUAUUCAAACACAGCUUAGAUAAUCUGUGUAAAGGAAAAGAUGAAGUUUAAGUAAGUAAAAUUAAAAGCUUACUCCGUUACACCCUUGUCUUCCCUGUAAGUAAGAAAAAACUGUAUCUUUUAUUCGUCCUUGAUUGUUUUGUCAUUGUUCACCCAGCUGCAUGCGGUGGAACAUUAACAGCUCCAAAGGGCAACAUUACGUCACCAAGUUACCCGGAUGUCUAUCCCAGAAACAAACGCUGCCUUUGGAAGAUAACUGUACCCGACGGACAAAGAAUUUCGCUAACAUUUAAUCACUUCCAGUUGGAAGGAAAUGGAUAUGGGGUGAGCUUAUGGGGAAAAUGUCAAAUUAUUAAACCUGAAGUCGUUUUGUUUUGUUUUUUUUUUUUUCAUAAACCCGUAGUACUAGUGAACUUAAAUUGAGUUGUUUUCUUACCAAAAUGCGAUACGAGUACACGAACAUGUAGUUCUAUGUUGGCACUAAAAGUUCUUUGUGUGAUUUGAGAAACGUUUGUAGUACUUGAAGCGAACAUAUGGAGUUCAGACCAGGCUUACGGAGGGCUAAAGACAAUAGUGCAUUCUAAAACCGUCAACCCAAAAAGUGGACGCUGUCCCUUAACAUAGGUUUGUCGUUUACCGGAGGCUCCAACUGGAAGGUUUAGGCCGGUAAACCUUUUGCUGUUUUGGAUAGGUGUCUUCAAUCAAUUGGCGUCGCUUAUCGGAGUUAGUCAGUCGCUUACGACAGGUGGUCUUGCAUAUGGUAUAUAUUUGGCGUUUAGAUGAAACAGUUUUCAAUUUUCUUCUUCGUACCUUUCAGCCUGUAGGUUCUUAAUUAACUACCUUCUUAUAUGCGGGUUUUUACUUUAUUGGUACUGACUGAAUAUUGUGAAGGGGGGUAAUUGAACGUCGUGUCUUUCCUUUUUUUCUGAAAUUAUAAAUUGUGAUUUCAGACCAAAUUGCACUCCACUCAGUCCAAUUACUAUUAGUAAUGUAGUGUGAUAGGGCUUAGGGCUGUAUGAUAGGGCGUUUAUCGUUUGUCUCACAAUAAUGUCUUGGGUAUUGAUCGCGAAGUUUCGUCCACAUACUACUGGUCUUCAUCAAGUGAUGGUAUUGUUUCCGUUUCAUUUUGUUUUCUUUUAGGUAUGCCGUUACGAUUACGUCGAAAUAAUAGAUAAAGACGAUCAAGUUCUUGGCAAGUUUUGCGGUGGAAAAAUUCCCCAGACUGUAACAUCAUCGUCCAAUCUUAUGUGGGUGGAAUUUCGAUCUGACCACACCCAGUCAAGAGAGGGAUUUGUUGCUGAGUAUUACGCAGGUAACUAACAAUGAAAAUCACAAUGGAUAAUGGAACUAGGCACCCUCGCAUGCUUGUGAUAUUCUGGGCAGUGUGAAUAUCAACAAGCCUGCUUUUCCCUUGUCAAAGAAAUGUGACGAUUCUUUGAUAUGGGACAGAGUGGGUGUUUCAUAGAUAGUUUUUAAAGUGAAAUGUUUGUAAAACCCGUUAGACUCCUUUGUUGUAUGUUUUUGUUAGCUUUUUUGGACCUGACCGUGCACAACCUUAGCAUUCCUAUCAUUUUGAACUUACUGACCAAUAGAAACAUCGCAUUAAUAUAUUCAGUCAGAAUUUUUGAACAAAAUUAACAAAGGAUUGUGCACAGUCAGGGAGCUUCCAACAUAAACUACAGCACCGUUGUUUUCAACUUUGAUGCUUGCUGGCGUUCCUAACCAAUCUCCUCUACUAAGGGCCUGUUUACAUGGAGGUGGGGGACCCCAGGUAGGUGAGGUAACAUGUGGCGGGUCACCCCGCCUAACAUGUAAACGUGAUCACACUAAAAUUAGAGAUUAUAUGGAUAGGCGGGUUACCCCACCUAAGCGGGUUACCUCACCUACCUGGGGUCCCCCACCUCCAUGUAAACAGGCCCUUACUAAGGUGUAGCGGAGUCUUUUGUUGGUUAGUUAUUGUUUUGUCGGUGUGGUUAGUGUUCAGCGUCUUUUCAAUCCGUUGUAUUACGUCAUUGGGUGAUUGCAACCAUCCGCAACAUCAAGAAACUUUGAAAAGAGUUAACCUAGCUUAAAUUAAAUUCUUAGAGAAACUAUUCCACUUGAAAACAAGCUUCUUCAAACAAGCACCUUUGUCUGCUACCUUUUUUUUAAAUAAAGAUUUUUACAAUAAUUGUAUCAUUGGUCUGUAGACACUUUUAAACAAAAGUAAUGUUAAGUUGCAAAACAGAAAAAAAGGUGUGUUCAUCUUAUUCAUUUAAAAGCAGGUAUUUAUCAAUAAAUAUUUAAAUCUGUAAAUGCAAAGGGCACCCAGCUUGUUUAGCGCAGGGCCACGAGUUGUAGGGUAGAUAGCCCUUCGGAUCUUUCGAGACGCCGCACGCUUAUAAUGCUUCUUUAUAGAAGCAGAGGAACAGAGGCAGGAUUUACUAAGCAGUACUUUGGUCUCCCGACUCCAAAUUACCCUGCGCGCUGCAAACAGGGGCUUAAGCAAUGAUGACAGCAGAGGCAAAAAACGUCGCACAAAAAAGGCACUUGCCCUAUUUCAAACUUCUUCGCUUUUAUUCAGUCUCGAUCAAUUUGUCAAAUGUUGGGAAAUUUUUCUGGUGUUGAAUUCUAAAGGACUGUACAGACUGCAUCCAGACUCAGAAAAAGAAAAAGAAGAUCGUUGUCGCGGCACAGGACGAAUUUUAAACCGGUUGAAAAUUAUGCCUAGCCGUUCAAAAAUUUGCGCGCCAAAAUCGGGGUCAAGUUUUUCGCUGGUCGAAAAUUUGACCGGCCCGGCGUAAACACCAAAACUGUCAAAAUUUGUUUAAGGCAAUGGCAUGGUUGCAUGGAUGCGGAGAAAAUCAGCUGCAGGACGCCAUUUUUAAUCUGCUAAAGAAGCGCUCCGCGCAUGGGUAAUUUUUCAGCCGGUCAAAAUUCAUCCGGUGCCAUUGGAACGUUGACGUAGCCUAGGACGUUUCACAUCGUAGUCGUGUAAUGACAGCAAAGAAAUGUACAAAAAAGCGUGACGCACGUGCAAAAAUGUUACCGUUGUUGCUGUUGUUGUUUGAUUUUUUGUUUGCUUGCUAAUUGAAACCUUUUGCUAAAGAAGCGCUCCGCGCAUGGGUAAUUUUUCAGCCGGUCAAAAUUCAUCCGGUGCCAUUGGAACGUUGACGUAGCCUAGGACGUUUCACAUCGUAGUCGUGUAACGACAGCAAAGAAAUGUACAAAAAAGCGUGACGCACGUGCAAAAAUGUUGCCGUUGUUGCUGUUGUUGUUCGAUUUUUUGUUUGCUUGCUAAUUGAAACCUUUUGCUUUUUUACCGUUCUCGUUGCCUUCACCGUCGUCGAUUCGUAAACUCCCUGAUAGUGUAGUGAGGCGGGGUCGAGGUUUAUGUGAACGGCUUUGACACGGGCACGAAAAUCAACCACUAGAGCCUGCUCAAGCCUAUUCCAAAUAGCAACUUUUUACAGUGCCAUAUGGAAAGUCAAUAUAUGUUCUAUAUUAGUUUUUAACUCUGUUACUUAACUUGUAUGACUGUAUUAACAAGUGUUAAUUCCUUAUAAUUGAACACUACAUUGGUUUUGGUAGAUGAGGAUGAAUGCCAGAAUAGUAAUGGCGGAUGUCAGGAAAAGUGUGUCAACACUGUCGGCAGCUACAUCUGUUCUUGUAGAGAAGGGUUCGUGCUACAAAAUGAUAAACACAGUUGCAAGGAAGGUAAAAGAAUCUUUCUAGUUAAUUUGGUCUGCACCAGAUUUGACGGUUGCUUGCGCGCCCCCUUCUACCGAAGGAUGAAAUGUGCUCUACCCCCGCCCUUUCCCUAAUGUCGCAAUCAACUUAAUGCAGAUAUGAUUCUUACCAGUUAUGUAAACUAGCCUAAUGAGUGGUUCGGCAGAGAUGAAACCUGUGUCCACGACUCAUUCUUUGUGGAAGUCCAAACGAAGCUGGCUAUAUACGUGCCGUGGAUGAGCAAUAGCAACCUCUUUUCUUUUCCUCUUUUCUUUUUGUCAGUGACAAUCUGAUAAAAUCCAAAAGACGUUUAGUGACUGAGUUUGAUCUCAUUCAGCCAGAAUCUGCCUCCAUUACCUGGUUUCAAACGGAGGGGUAGUGGUAAGAGUCCAUUUAUUAUGAUAACAAAUCAUAGCCAGAAGGGUGCGUGGAGAUUUGGAAUGGCUGUAUCUCGUUUAAUAUUUACCUGAAAAACACCAAACUUGAGGAUCUUGUAAAGCUCGAUGCGUCCUUUCUCAAUAUGACGAUCUUGAGUUAAUAAUCCCCAAAUACACGGACUGGUACCAAGUCCCACUCGGUUUGAAAUAAGGCACGAUAUCAACCUUGCUACUUGUAACAAGACAGGGAUUUGACACACUGUGUUCAUUUCCGAUUACAGUGAAUCACUGUGGCGGUACUCUGAAUGCUCUAUCAGGGGAGAUCACCUCACCAAAUUACCCAGGAACUUACCGGUCAAACAGAGAUUGCACGUGGAAGAUUGUGAUUCCUGCAGGAAAUCACCUAGAGCUUACUUUUAAGGUAAGAUGCAGUAAACUUUUUCGUAGAUUUAUCAACUUUGUUUCUUUAGCUUAUCUCCUAAGCAGGAGUCAAAUCCGAUACUACUGAGCCUCAGGAUAGGAAACAGGAGACACCUGAUCGCAGUCCUAUCCUCUACGAAAAAAAAAGUAGAAAAAAAACGAGGAAUAUCAAAGGCAUGAAAAUCUUUUUUAACCCAGGGAAUCCGGAUUCUGGAAUCCGUGAAAUUUUUGGAAUCCUGGGCUUUGGAAUCCGGAAUCCGGAAUCCGGAAUAGAGGUCAAAGAAUCCGGAAUCCUAAAUCCAAGUUCCACUGACAAAGACUGAAAUCCAAGUCUGAAAUUCAGAAUCCUAGACCGUCUUGUAAUUCCUCACACGGGGCGAGCCCUGCCUUUUACAACUAAACCAAGUUAUGGCGAGAUUUUUUGUCACCCUAACUUUUAGAUCCUGUAGAGUGUUACCAAUGAGAAAAAAGGGAGCUUAGUGACCGGUCAUUAUUUAUCGCCCGGGGGGAGCGGAGGAUUUUGGGGGGGGUCACUUGAUUUUUGGGAGAAAAAAAGGGGGGAUCAGUCGUAACUGAGACCACUCAAAUUUGCUUGGAAAAUGAAGACAAAGCCCCCCCCCCAGGCGAGAAAAUGUUAUUAGGGCGGAUCACUUCACUGAAGUAACAUUCAAAGGGGGGAUCGGCUAAAUUUCACUUUGUCUAGCCUCAAAUCCUCCACCACAACCCCCAGGUGUUUUCCCUUAAGAAUUAUAUAAACUGAAUUAAAUUAACUUUUUGUUGUUGUGAAAUUUAAGCUGUUUUGUUUUUUUUUUCUAGACACUCUUGAGAUUGUACUUGGUCGGCAUGUUUAUUUUACAUUGUACAUUAUUUUAGUAACCUUGACCAUACUUACCAUGAGAUAAAUACAGGUCGUCACUUUAAGAACUAGGUAGAUAAGAAUUACGUUUUGAAACAACUACCUCUAUAAAACCAAAAUACUGAGCUCUUACCAAGAGAUGUGCUUUGUGUAGUUUAGUUGUGUAACAUAAACACUGGAUUAGUUUUAUCUGCUCUCAAACUGAGGGAAAGUCACCUUUGUUAUUUGUUUCCUUUCUCCACUUCGAACUUAGUUGUAAAGCUACACCAAGCUUACAGCUCAAGUUGUGCUUUGAAGAAUCUUACCAAGUAACAAGAUCGGGAAAGAAAUCCCUUCCGUCGGCUACACCUUUCCAUAAAAAGUUCUUCGGACAGCUUGGCUGUAGCCUGUGUAGCCUUGUGCUAGCGCAAGAACUUAUAAACUGGUACAAGAAAAAAUAACAAUAAACGAGCCUCAAUCCAGAGAUCUAGAGACCCGGAUAGUGAGUAAUUAAAAUUACACCUUUUUGUUCCGACACAUUUCCUUGGUAGUAUAGAUGAAUAUAGAUACGACAAAAUUUAAACUAGUCAGAAAUUUUUUUUCAAGAAAUGAGUCGACUGAUUUAAUGUUUAUUUUACAGGAAAUAGAUAUUGAAGAACGCAAACAAAACAAAUGUCCAUCUGACUACGUUGAGGUGUUCUCUGGCUCUGGGAAACAUAGCAAUAGUCUUGGAAGAUUUUGUGGGAAGCAGCGUCCUAAGACACUGAUAUCACGAACUCACAAAAUGGCAGUCAAGUUCCGCUCCGACAAAAAGGUGAACGCUAAAGGAUUUAGAGCGGAAUAUAAAGCAGGUAAAUUUUAUCAUCACCAUCAUCAUCAUCAUCAUCAUCAUCAUCUUCUGUGACCUGUAAGGCCACAUUGGUCCAACAUGCAACCGCGGUUGAACAUCUGAGAAGCUAUUCUUUUAUUCAUAUUCUAUUAUAAUUUUUUUAAAUUGUAUUAAAUUAUGUUCGGCUUCAUUUCAUACACCACAGAGUAUAAAAGGGUAGUUCGUGCAAAUAUUUAUUUCAAUUAGUUUUUUUUCUCAAUUUGGGUCCUCCCGCUUAAAAUGCCCGAACAAUUUUUUUCAAAAUUGUCAGGGUGCCGAUCGUCGACAACUUCACGUACGACUUAAAGGCUUUUACUGAUCCCAAGAAUGGUGAUAGUUAAAAAAUAGUAAACCAACAUAGUAUUUGCAAAAUAACCUUUACAAACUGUUUUAAGAAACUCUGGUCAUAUUUUAUUACCACGGGUCAAAGUCUAACCUAGUCCCUAGUGUUCUUGAGACUUUCAAAAUGGCGGCAACGAGAAGUGGGUUUCUGUUUCUGGGAAUUCAUAUUUAACCAUUUUUGGUAAUCCCGAAAUGAAUAAGGGUUUGCACUGGUUAAAGAUUUUUGUCGUCGAUACGGAAAGUUGUCGGCAAGAAAACGAAAAUAUUGAGUUUAAGGGGCAAGUUAUAGUUAAAACAAGAAAUAACUGAUUAUUAACAAGCAACAAUAAUUUCUAAUGGCUCAUGCUGCAAAAUUGACUUCUUUCUGUUUGUUUCACACUAUGAAAGUCAAAUCAACUAGCUGAUAUAAGGGGGGGGGGGGGCUCCGUAAGGUCGCAGUUAAGUGCUUUACUCAAGUUGGAAGUCAAAUUUUUAGGUCUAAUCGGCUUUGAAAGAAGAUGGCUACUUGUUAUCUAUAUUUGUACAAACUCGUGCGCGAACAUUCGCAAACCCAGCCACUCCCCAAGGUAGUAUGUCAGAUCUAAUUUCUCAAAAAAAAUGCGACCUGUCCUACUGGAAACUUGUAAUUUAUCUUUGUCAAAAGCAAAUUAAAACAUAAAACCCUUUAAGAGGGACUAGGAUCAGUUUUCUCCUAACAUCACUAGUACGUUAUUAAGAGAAACGAUUAUGAAAAUUGAUGGAAUGAUCACCAAAUGGAAAAUGGUUUAAAGUAACUUUAAUUAUAUUCUAACAACUUCUUUACGGAAUUAGAUGGAGAUUAUUCUGGAAAAUUUGCAUGUGGAUUUUGAGGUUUGAAGAGAUAAAUCUUCCUUAUUUUGUCUCUACAGAAUGCGGUUCUCAACUUCACGCCUCAAGCCAGAAACGCCAGUUCGUCUCCCAUCCCAGUUAUGGAGACGAUAACUACAAAUCAAGUCAUCAUUGUCUUUGGCUGUUAACUGCCAGAUCAGGUCAUGUGAUUUUUCUUCGAUUCAAAUCAUUUGACGUGGAACACGAGAGGAAUUGUGGGUAUGAUUACGUGGAAAUUUAUGAUGGAAGCAAUAGUACCUCGCCAAAGCUUGGAAAAAUAUGUGGGUCGGAAUCGCAAGUCUUUCCCCGCUUAUUUAUGUCAAGCGGAAAUCGGAUGUUUAUCCAGUUCCGAACGGAUCUGACCAACCAAAAGAAAGGUUUUGUCGCGGAGUAUUCGAGGUCACGUAAAAAAAACAGGAGAAAGUCUUAA
Porites lobata is the source of this 27118-nucleotide messenger RNA. The record is from the annotation of a GenBank genome assembly. Lineage: Eukaryota; Metazoa; Cnidaria; Anthozoa; Scleractinia; Poritidae.